UUGUAUGGGGCGUCUCAUUUAUCUCCGCCUGUUCUCUCCGUUGCACUAGUUUUCGCCGAACGCCCCCCCUCAUAACGGACACCAUUGCCCGUACUGCUGUGAGAUGUCAUCUUCAUCAUCCUCGUCGAUGGCUGCCCCACGGAGGCUUCUCUUGCUGUCAAAUUCGACCAUGUACAACGGCGAGUUUCUCGAAUUCGCCGCGGAUACCGUCAAGGAUUUCUUCAAGAAGUCGGCGACCAAGCGAAUUCUGUUCGUGCCUUACGCCCGCAAGGAUUACGCCGACUACGCGGCCAAAGUGAAGGCUCGACUCGGUGAGAUGGGUUUCGAGGUGGACAGCAUUCACGAAGCCGCCGAUCCGGUAAGCGCUGUGAAGAUGGCCCAGGGCAUAUUUAUCGGCGGCGGAAACACGUUUCGCCUGCUGAAGACCCUUUACGAAUCAAACACCGCCGAGGCGAUUCGCAUCAGGUGCCUGGAAGAUGGGAUGCCGUACAUGGGUGCUAGUGCAGGAACCAACGUUGCCACGGCCAACAUAUGUACCACGAAUGACAUGCCCAUCUUUUACCCGCCGACGUUCGUAGCGCUCCGUCUCGUGCCGUUCAACAUCAACCCGCACUACAUCGAAACCGACCCCGACAGCAAGCACAUGGGUGAGACGAGGGAUCAGAGGAUCGACGAGUACCUCGAAGUGGGAAACCACUUGCCUGUGCUGGGAUUGAAAGAAGGUGCUAUACUGAAGGUCGAGGGCAACCACGCUGUGCUGCUGGGAAACGAGGCGAAGUUGUUCAAGGAGAACGUGGAUCCUGUGUACUACAAGCCAGGAGCAGACAUGAGCUUCUUGCUGACCGACACCAAUGCUUAAUUCUGGUUGCCUACACUGCAGUUCCUUUUCCUUCCACUUAUUUCUUGAGUGGGCGUUGCGGCUUGGUGAUAUUUUAGACAGUGACUAAACAAAUUAAGUCCUCGUGCCUUACGUUUUUGUCCGGUGCGCUUACAUCUCCGGUGACGAGCUCUGCAACACAUUUGUGUGAACUCUGCCUGAAGGUGUGCAGUCAGGAUUACUGAAGAUCAGUCAA
Rhipicephalus sanguineus (brown dog tick) is the source of this 1073-nucleotide messenger RNA. Its product is annotated as alpha-aspartyl dipeptidase. NCBI's taxonomy places the organism in Eukaryota, Metazoa, Arthropoda, Arachnida, Ixodida, Ixodidae. The transcript has a single exon. The record is from RefSeq and is a predicted model, not a curated record. Gene Ontology annotation, biological process: proteolysis. Gene Ontology annotation, molecular function: serine-type peptidase activity. The coding region runs from base 104 to 859 and encodes 251 amino acids.